AAAAAUUAUAAUUCUUUAUUAAAAUUUAUAAAAAUUAAUGAUUUUCUUGUAAAACUGUAAAAAAUGACUGAAGAGUUCGAUAUAUUUAAAAAUUUUGACGAGUUGAGAAAAACAAAUUUAUUGGAUCAACUCAAAUCUCUGGAGUCUGCAAAAUCUCUGGAGUCUGCCAAUGACAGUCUGGGUUUAGAUAAUGAUGACUUUGAUUUUGAAUCCCUAGUAAAUAACAAUACUGUUAAAAAGAGUCCUUCGAAAAGACAGGGUCUCAAAGAGAAAACUACAACACCAGAGAAGAAAUAUAAGAAAAAUGCAAAAUCACGAAGAAGUUCGACAUCGACAGAUGGUUCCAUAUCGCCUACAAUGCCAUUGUUAGAUAACUUAUGCAAAAAGGCAAAUGAGCCGGUUGGUCGAAGAACGAGGAGGUCUUUGGAAAUGUGUAAAAAAGUUGUAGAAACAGACACAAUAUUAGAAAAUAUUGAACCAACUUCAUCCAAAGGCAGAGGACGAGGUAAAGGAAGAGGCAGAGGUCGCGGUCGUGGCAGGGGCCGAGCCAGUAAAAAUUUGUCUGCCAACAUCACUCAAGAUCUACAAAAUAACUCUUCAGAUGAAGACACUUCCUCAAAUGAAGUGUCCACACAUGAACAGGAGUCUGAUCAAGCCAGCUCCACAUUAAACAUCAUGGAACGUUUUUUACAACAGGGUCGUCCUGGACGUUCACGUGUCAUGCGUGCCCGUCGUCAGUAUGUAGCCGAACUUGCAGCUCGCAGUACUCAAGUUGAUUUCAUAGACUUAGUUUCCAGUCCUAUGCCCCGUGUUGAAGGCUUUAUUGAAUUGGACUCCGACAUAGAAGAAGCUACACGGACAACACGUAGUAAAAGGAAAAAUCAAGAAAAAUUUACUAUUAAUUCAAGUGAAAACAAGGGCUCCACAAAUGCUUCAUUGGACAUAUCAUUUGAUGAGGACAAUCCCGAGCUCAAUAUCAAGGUUAAUUGGAAGGGCAAACCAGAGCCAUUUAAAUUGCGCAAAUAUCAAAAGUUUUCUAUUAUUUUCAAACAACUUGCGGAACGUGAAAAUAUCAGUACUGAGAGUAUAGUUUUCAAUCUCGAUGAUCGCAUUAUAAUGGCAGAUGAUACGCCCGAUUCGAUUAAUUACAAAAUUUUUCAGUUUAUUGAUGGUCGAGUGCUGUCGAAUCGCUUCAAUUCACCAAAGGCUGCUGGGGCAGUCGCAAAAAGACGUGAUGCAAACAAAAUCACUCUUAAAAUCCAGUCGGAUCAAUGGAAGCGUCCCUUGCAAAUAGACAUUAUGAAAACUGACAAAUUUCGCAUUUUAUAUAUAAAGUGUGCGGAAGAAUUGAAAGUUGGUUUAGAUCAAUUGAAAUUAAGUUUUGAUGGAGAGUUAUUAGAACUGAACGAUACUCCUACGGAUCUUGAUUUAGAAGGUGGCGAAGCAAUUGAUUUGCGUAUUAAAAACUAAUUAAUUAUGUUUGUUUAAUUGUAGUCAAUAAAAUCAUUUUUAAUUUAAUAUGUCAACAAA
Messenger RNA from Calliphora vicina (urban bluebottle blowfly), 1530 nucleotides. RefSeq names its product Rad60 (gene Rad60). The record is from RefSeq and is a predicted model, not a curated record. The coding region runs from base 64 to 1470 and encodes 468 amino acids. Lineage: Eukaryota; Metazoa; Arthropoda; Insecta; Diptera; Calliphoridae. The transcript is spliced from 4 exons. Gene Ontology annotation, biological process: positive regulation of transcription by RNA polymerase II; cytokine production. Gene Ontology annotation, molecular function: protein binding.